Beta vulgaris subsp. vulgaris (sugar beet) is the source of this 1726-nucleotide messenger RNA. RefSeq names its product 6,7,8-trihydroxycoumarin synthase. The transcript is spliced from 3 exons. The record is from RefSeq and is a predicted model, not a curated record. Lineage: Eukaryota; Viridiplantae; Streptophyta; Magnoliopsida; Caryophyllales; Amaranthaceae. Gene Ontology annotation, molecular function: oxidoreductase activity, acting on paired donors, with incorporation or reduction of molecular oxygen; monooxygenase activity; iron ion binding. Bases 51 to 1538 code for a protein of 495 amino acids.
UAUACAAAAAAAAUAUCAAGCGCAUAUAAAACCUUCGACCACAAGUCAUCAUGCCACUAAUGUUUGCCUUACUUGCAAUUCUGUUUUUUACCCUAGUGUUUUUGCUUCUUACUAAGCACAGAAAAGAUGAGCCUGUUCAUCUUGCCCCUGGACCUAAAGGGAUCCCCUUAAUAGGAAACUUACACCAAUUCGACGCCUCGAAACCUCACGUCUACUUAGCGAAUCUAGCCAAGACCUAUGGCCCAAUCUUAAGCUUGAGAUUCGGAUGCGUACCAGUUGUUGUGGUUCAAUCAGCCAAGCUAGCCAAAGAGGUUCUCCAAACACAGGACCUCAACUUUUCUGAUAGACCACAAUUUGCUGGAUCCCAAAAGCUAAGUUACAAUGGGUUAGACAUAGCUUUUUCCCCAUAUAAUGAGUAUUUUAGAGAAGUAAAGAAGAUUAGUGUAGUUCAUCUCCUUAACUCCAAAAGAGUGGAGUCUUUUGCCCCUAUUGGUCAAGAAGAAGUCUUAAGGAUGAUUAAAAACAUCUCCUUGUUGUCUUCUGCUUCAAAAAUUGUUAACUUAAGUGAAUUGGUUAUGGCAUACUCAUGUUCGAAUAUGUGCAGGAUUGCUUUUGGCAGGAGGUACGAGGAAGCUGAAGGGUCAAGGAGCAAAUUUCAUAGUCUACUUAAUGAUGCACAAGCCAUGUUCAUAGCCUUCUUCUUUGCUGAUUAUUUCCCUUUUGGUGGUUGCCUUGAUAGGCUAAGUGGAAACUCCUCAAGGCUUGAAAGAACGUUUAAGGAUUUGGAUGCAUUUUAUGAAGAAAUUAUCAAUGACCAUCUUCACCCAAACAGGACUAAAUCUUCGCAAGAGGAUAUCAUUGACGUUCUACUCAACCUUAAGAAAGAACGCUCUUUUGAGCUCACCUUGGACCACAUCAAAGCAUUGUUGAUGAAUAUCUUUGUAGCAGGAACAGAUACUAGCUCAGUGAUGGUAGUUUGGGCAAUGAUGGAGCUAGUGAAGAACCCUCAUACUAUGACGAAAGUACAAGAGGAGAUCAGGAAUGUUGUACGAAAUAAGGAUUUUGUAGAAAAAAAUGAUCUUCCAAAGUUCAAAUACUUUAAGGCAGUUGUGAAGGAAACAUUUAGAUUGCAUCCUGCAGCUCCGUUACUAAUUCCACAUGAAGCAGUAAAAAGGACCACAAUUGAUGGUUACGAUAUUCUACCGAAAACAUUAGUUUAUAUCAAUAUAUGGGCUAUUGGAAGAGAUAGUAAAUUAUGGAAAGAUCCAGAAAAGUUCAUGCCUGAAAGGUUUUUCGAAACUUCGAUAGAUCUCAAAGGAAAUGACUUCGAGCUACUUCCUUUUGGAGCUGGCAGAAGAAUGUGCCCAGGGUUAAAUCUUGGUAUUGUUAACAUGGAACUUGCACUUGCCAAUUUGUUAUACUCAUUUGAUUGGGAAAUACCUGAUGGUUUAACAAAGGAAGAUAUUGACACUGAUGUGCUCUCUGGUCUAGCCAUGCAUAAGAAAAAUCCACUUUGUCUUGUUGCAAAAGAAACUUAAUGUCAAAGUGCAACUGGUUUAGAUGGGUAAAGCCGUAAAGGUGAGAGUGUUAAUAUCCAUGUAAUCUCAUGUAUGAUAAUUGAUAGUGCGUCUAUAUUAUUCUUAUACCUAUAAAUAUAAUUAUGGGUAAUAUGUGUAAUUUGUAUCAACUUUAAAUAAAUAAGUGGAAUGCCUCUUGCUCGUCAAAA